Molecule: messenger RNA, 3598 nt
Organism: Taeniopygia guttata (zebra finch)
Lineage: Eukaryota; Metazoa; Chordata; Aves; Passeriformes; Estrildidae
Gene: BHLHE40
Product: basic helix-loop-helix family member e40
Biological process (GO): regulation of DNA-templated transcription
Molecular function (GO): DNA binding; protein dimerization activity
Source: RefSeq, a predicted model, not a curated record
CGGCACCGCCACCGGCACCGGCACCGGCACCGGCACCGGCAGCGCCUGAGCCCCGCACCGCCCGCGCCCCCCGCCAUGGAGCGCAUCCCCAGCGCGCAGCCCCCGCCCGGCUGCCUGGGCAAGCUGCCCGCCCUGGAGAGCGGAGACCUGCCGGGGCUGGACUUCGCGCACAUGUACCAGGUGUACAAACCCCGGAGGGGCUUGAAGAGGAGCGAGGACAACAAGGAGACCUACAAGCUGCCGCACCGGCUGAUCGAGAAGAAGAGGCGCGACAGGAUCAACGAGUGCAUCGCGCAGCUGAAGGACCUGCUGCCCGAGCACCUCAAGCUGACGACUCUGGGGCACCUGGAGAAGGCUGUGGUUCUGGAGCUCACCCUGAAGCAUGUGAAGGCACUGACCAAUCUCAUCGAGCAGCAGCAGCAGAAGAUCAUCGCUUUGCAGAGCGGUUUGCAGGCGGGUGACCUGUCAUCGAGAAACCUUGAUUCCAGCCAGGAAAUGUUUCGAUCCGGUUUCCAGAUGUGUGCCAAGGAAAUGCUGCAAUACCUGGCCAAGCACGAGAACGGCAAGGAGCUGAAGUCGUCGCAGCUGGUCAGCCACCUGCACCGGAUGGCCAGCGAGGUGCUGCAGGGCGGGGCGGCCCGCAAGGCCGGGGACAUCCCUCCCAAAAUGCUGGACCUGAAGGAGAAGCCGGCGCCGCUGGGCGCGGCGGGCGAGGGCCACGGGAAGAACUGCGUGCCCGUGAUCCAGCGGACAUUCGCUCACUCCAGCGGGGAGCAGAGCGGCAGCGACACGGACACGGACAGCGGGUACGGGGGAGAGCUGGAGAAAAGCGACUCCAAAGCGGAACAGCCCUAUUUCAAAAAGGAUACCGACCUCAAGUACGCUGUCCAGGAGAGAAUAAGCUCUAUUAAGCAAGAGACUGAGGACCCGCCGGCCAAAAGGAGCAGGCUGGAGUCGCCGCAGGACGAGGGCCCUUUUGGCAGUGACAUGAUGGGCUCUCCCAGCAGCUUCCUGGGCCCCCACGCUCACCAGCCUCCCCUGUGCCUGCCUUUCUACCUGAUCCCGCCGUCCGCCACCGCCUACCUGCCCAUGCUGGAGAAGUGCUGGUACCCGGCCUCGGUGCCCGUGCUGUACCCCAGCCUGCCGGCCUCUGCCGCAGCUCUGACGGGCUUCAUGAACCCCGACAAAAUCUCCCCCCCUCUGCUGAUGCCCCAGAGACUCCCUUCUCCUGUACCGGCCCAUUCCCCCAUCGACUCCUCGGCUCUGCUUCAAGCUUUGAAGCAGAUUCCUCCUUUGAACUUGGAAACCAAAGACUGAGCGCAGUGUGACUGGUUUUUCUCUUUUUUUUUUUUUUUUUUUUUUUUUUUGUUAGUUUGAGAGACUGUUUCACUUUUAUAUAUUGGCUGGACUGAGGUGUGGAGACAAGGUUCACUGUGCAUAGGAAGCUAAAUCCCUUUUCUCUGACUUGUCAGUAGCUUGGAGAAGGAUGAAGGAUGCGCCCAGGUUAGCGAUUGACAACUGCUUCCAAAAGAUUAAAGAAGGGUUUUGUGCUUGGCCCCUUCCCUUCUUCCCUCUCCACAUCUACAGAACAACAGUUGACUCGGUCAGCUGCGAAUCUAUUGCAAAGCUGUGAAGAAAUAUUCCAUUGGGCAGACCUGGUUCGAGGUGUGCAAAUACAAAAUACGUGAAUAUAAACCACGGUACUUCCCCGAGCGGCUCUGGAGGCAACGGCCCCGCUGGCUCAUCUGGCUGGACUGGUGCCCAGUGACCCCGAGCGUGGCAGGGUGGUGGUGGCACUGCCACCGUGAGCACAGCAGGAGCAGGGCAGCGUCACUGGAGGUGGUGGCAAUGCCACCAUGAGCACAGCAGGAGCAGGGCAGUGUCACUGGAGGUGGUGGCAAUGCCACCGUGAGCACAGCAGGAGCAGGGCAGUGUCACUGGUGGUGCUGGCAAUGCCACCGUGAGCACAGCAGGAGCAGGGCAGUGUCACUGGUAGUGGUGGCAAUGCCACCAUGAGCACAGCAGGAGCAGGGCAGUGUCAGUGGAGGUAGUGGCAAUGCCACCAUGAGCACAGCAGGAGCAGGGCAGUGUCACUGGAGGUGGUGGCAAUGCCACCAUGAGCACAGCAGGAGCAGGGCAGUGUCACUGGAGGUGGUGGCAAUGCCACCAUGAGCACAGCAGGAGCAGGGCAGUGGUCAUUGCAGGGGCAGCAAUGUCACCAGGAGGAGCAGGGCAGUGACCACUGUGAGGUGGUGGCAGUGGUGGCAAUGCCACUGUGAGCACAGGAGGAGCAGGGCAGUGGUCACUGCAGGGGCAGCAAUGUCACCGGGAGGAGCAGGGCAGCGGUCACUGCCUGGUCACACACAGGUCAGGCAGACCUACCACAGGUUUCUCUCCACACCUUUACUGAUAGAUAGAUAUUUUUUUAAGAAAUAAAAGGUAGCUGCUGCUUGGAGCUUUCCAUGGCGUUCAUCUAAUAAAUAAAUUAACCUGUGCCCUUCCUGUUACUCGAGCUGCUACACUGGGCCGGCUCGGGAGGAGCCGUGCCCGGGAUGGAUCCCGGCUCGGGAGGAGCCGUGCCCGGGAUGGAUCCCGGCUCGGGAGGAGCCGUGCCCGGGAUGGAUCCCGGCUCGGGAGGAGCUGUGCCCGGGAUGGAUCCCGGCUCGGGAGGAGCUGUGCCCGGGAUGGAUCCCGGCUCGGGAGGAGCUGUGCCCGGGAUGGAUCCCGGCUCGGGAGGAGCUGUCCCUGGGCUGGUUUCCCUGCUGGCACCGGCUCCAGCCUCUCCCCGGCUGCCCUGGCACUCCCUGGGCAAUCCCUGCGGCUCUCCCGGGCGGGCAGGUCGGGCUCUUGCCGGAGGGAGCUGGCAGUGCCAUCCCUGCUGGAGGUGCCCCUGGCAGUGCCAUCCCUGCUGGAGGUGCCCCUGGCAGUGCCUCUGGACAGUGGCAAGGCUGGGAUUUUCACAGGAGCCCGGCAGGGUUUGAGCAUCUGGAUUCCUCCUGGCAAACCUGGGUGGUGCCACUGCUCUGGGAGCUGCAAGGAGCUUCCUCCACAGAGGAACAUCCUCUCAGUUCAGCUUCUUUUUCAUGAAAAACCCCCAAACGUCACUGCUGAAGGCAGUGCUCUUUGGUGGUUUUUUCUUACUGGUGAGCAGAACCCCUGUCUGGAUCCUCAUGUCGCCCUCCCAUUGCACCAGCUGUUGAGAUGCACUAUGCUUGAUUGCAGAUUGUGUUCUAACGUUUAUUUUGUUGUUGGUUUUUUGGGUUUUUUUGGUAUACAGUUGUUGCCUUUAUUUGUAAAAUCCUGUUAUAAAUAUAUAUAUAUUAUAUAAAUAUAUUAAAAGUUAAAAGGUUUCAGAUGUCUAUUAUUUGUAUAACUACUUGAGCAUAAAGAAGUGAGAAAUAUGAAUGUAUUCUUGUUUCUGGGUUGUCUUUUUUUUUUUUUUUUUAAGAGAAGAAUAUUCCGUUUUUCUCUCGGGAGAGGUACAGUGUUUAUAUUUUGGAGCCGCCUUCAAGGUGGGAUAUUGUACAUAUUUUUAUCUUGAGUAAAUGUUAAGUAGCUGUUUAAAAAUGCUUAAUAAAAUAAUUCUUUUCCUGUGGAA